UCUAGGUCACCUUAUUCACAACUAGAGCCUACUCCUCCUGACAAGUGGGAAAUUCUGCCUGAGCAAAUACAGUUUGAGGAGGAGCUGGGGAGAGGAGAGUUUGGUGUUGUUCACAAAGCAACAUUUAGAAAGAGUGAUGAGAUGGAGGUGUUAAACAAUGCGGAGGCAGCACAGGUGGUGGCUGUCAAAGUUUUACAUGGUAAGAAAUAAUGUUAUUUCCAUAAAGGGGAGACAUAGCCAAAGUCUUUGAUUUUGCAACUGCAGUCCUCUUCAUACUGAAGUAAGUCCGGUUUUAAAAAAUGCUAGUCUCCCCGCAGACGUCCUUUGGGGUUCGUUCGAACCCCAAAGGAAGUCUGCGGGGAAGCUAAAAAAUGCAAGCUCUAGUCAAUAUUACUACUCCUUGUGAAGGAUCGGAUACAUAUAAAGAGAUUUUGGCUCCCCUUUUUGUAAUCCAUGUCGUCCAGUUUACACCGCAAGUUUUUUGAUAACGAGGAAAAGGGAAUUAAAAUUAUGCAACUGAGCUACGACAUCACCAAGCUGACGGCUAGACCCUUGUGUGAGCGGGGCCCAAGGGCAUGAUUUUUGACCCCUUUAUGUGUGAAAUUGGGUCUAAAAAAACGUGAAACAGGAUAAGGUUUUGCUCUACCUUGGUUUAGGUAAUGAGGGAAAUCACAUAGUCACAUCACACCACCACCCGAUACUCAGAGACCUACCUGGGCUGCUGGCAGGGUGCAGUGGUAAACUGAAAAUGGUAACAAAUGUCUGAAUAUUUCUCGAUAUUCUAUUACACGGUAGAAUACAUUUGUAUAUAUACCCUUUUGCAUUAGAGGAUGAGUGGGAAGCGGUAAAAAUGGACGAAUAUAUUUUUCAAAUGAAACAUUUUGCACUGAAUAACGCUGAAGAAUAACAAUAAUAAAAUCAAUUAAGAAAUGGUAAACGUGCAGCGUGCAACCAUGGAGUUAUGGAUGUACUCGGGAGGUUGCUAAGCACGAAAGAAGCGUAAAAGAGCGACUCUAGCUUCUUGAGUGCUUAGCAAACCUCCCAAGUGCAUCCGUAACUCCAUGGCUGCACAGCUGCGACGUUUACCUUUUCUUUUAUAACAUAAUCAAAAGAGAAAAACAUUAUUUUCCAUUUGCCCUCGGUUGAGUCAUCGGUCCGAGUUCAUGUAUGCUGCCACCUGCCCGCAAGAAAAAAAAAUCAUGUUCUAAGUUUUUCACAAACUUGCCUUUGAGUUUUUCUUUCGCUGAAUCAACCGUUCUCCGUCUUCAGGUAAAUUCCAAAACGUUUUUGGUUGUUAUUCUGAAUGGCAUCUGUCUUCUUGCUCUUAAUAUUAGGAUAAAAACUUUGAGGGAAAACUAUAGCUUCAACUAUAAACACCAACUAAAAAGACUCUAAAAAAUAAGCUAAAACUAAAUAAAUGAAAUAAUUAUUAUUUAUGGAAACAGUGAUUAAUUCAUCCAGGGCAAAUUUGUCGUUUGAUCUUUUGUCUUUUUUCCUUCAAAACGACAGCUUAGUAUUUUCUUCAACUUCCACUUUUCAUCUGUGCAUUUCAUCGGUGUAUUUUACCGUCAGAAGAGGAGAUUUGUUGAAUUUGCCUAAAUUUUACCGCACUAGCUCAGUUUCUUGGCGUGCACCCGGGGGCAAAUGGUAAUGGCUAACUGACCAAUCAGAGCGCGCGAUUUACUUUUGUUAUGUUAUAAUGUCAUUUUAUUCAAUUAUCUUUAGAUAAUCCAUCUGAAGCACAGAAAGAAGAGUUCACGUUUGAGAUUGAACAGAUGAAACUGUUGGGUUCACAUAAGAACGUUGUAUCCAUGGUUGGAUGCUGCACGCUUCAGGAGAAAAUGUUCCUGGUUAUAGAGUACGUUCCCAGUGGUGACCUGCUGACGUGGCUACGCCGGAGAAGAAAAAAGGUAUAAAGAACAUGAACAAUUAUACAAUUAGUUUAUAACGAAAUUAUCAAGAAACAGAUAUAGGGAGGCAACAUUACGAAUAUAUUUUGGUGCUAUCAGAACAUUUUGUACAACUUAUUUAAGCAACUGCAGUUACUUCAAAAUUAUAAAAGCAUUUAAUGAUAAUACUAACAAUAAUAAUUAUAUUAUUAUUAUUAUAAUUUUAAACGUGUUUUAUCCUUGGAGGUAACAAUGAUAGGGGUGGUAUUAAAAUCCUCCUUACGAAUCUUAGUCCAUAAAACCUGGUGUGCCUUUAAUUAGGGGCCGUAAUCUAGUAUGGAGAUAAUAACUUUUUGACUCUAGGAUCGCUUGAAGCCAUGCAGACGUAAAUAACGGUUUUUGUAACUUGCUUGAUGUUUAGAUCGAAGAACUUCAAGCUACCGAGAGAUGUUAUGCUGACAAAGAGGUUCUGAAAGAUCAGGGAGAGACCAGAUAUCAUGUAGGCUUGUAUAUUAACUGUAGUUUAACUUUCCAUACUAGCUCUGUCUUAAAAACGUUUAUUAUCCAGAGGGCUUGUUUGUUUUAUGUCUUGUUGACCUAUUGUAGCUAUCUAAUCUACCCAUUUGAUUGUUGUUGAAUGGUUUGCACGUAACGUAAUCAUACUUCAAAGUUUGUAUUUCUACAAAGUUUCAGUUCGAAAGGGUUCUUCAUUUUGUGACAGACUUUUGAAUAUUCUAAUAUAUUGCGUGACGCGACAAUAAUGGUGCAGCAAAAACUGUCACGUAACUGUAAGUUAAAGAGUGACAUAUCUUUUUUUUAGAUUUUUUUUUUAUCUGAACACUCCUUGUUUUUUGAAUAAGUAUUAAGUGUAAUGUUUAUGAGCUGAGAUGAGUACUCGCUUUAUGCAAUGUUUCUGUUAGUUUUCGGUCGCCAUAUCUGUGUUCCUCAGAGGGACGCCAACAUGGCUGGCGUCUCAAAACAAAGCUCUAUAAAUUUGGGUAACACAUUUCUCCGAAUACCUCGCAAACGAAAAAACCGCACAGACCUGAAUCUUAGCAAGACUUUUCGAAUAUCCCUUAGAUUCCUGAUCGAAUUUAUUCAUUUCCACACAGGUCAGUGAACUUGCUAAGAAACAGAUAAAGCAAGCGGAGAAAAUACAAUUGAGCAUGGAAAUGAGCCCAUUCCUACAGGAUAACAGCGAGGGCACAGCGUCGACUUCUUAUCAAAUCGGUGACGAAGUAUGAAAGAAGUCAGCCAGGAGGGCUUAAAGAUUUUAGAUGACGUUUAUUUCUACUAUAUAUGGAAAAACUGCUUAACUCAACUUAAACGUGGUUAAGGCUUGUAGCUCAUGAAAGGAAUUCUCGUGUAAUCCUGACUAGUGCAAUCAACAGAGUCGAUAGUUAACAAUUAAUGAAUGAGGCUGAGUAUCUUAUGAAGAAUUAUGGAGAUCGAGGAGGGUGUUAUCCGUCGAGGCCAUAUUCCGAGGAGGAUAACACCCUCCGAGAUCCCCAUAAUUCUUUAUAUGAUACGAAAGGCGAAUUCAAUAAUUGUUUUAUUAUUCAUUCAAAAUAAUUUUUAGUUUAAAACCAUGGCUAACUCAUGCUUACCUCCAUCGAUCCAUCGAUGUUAAGUUUAUCUUCGAUAGUGCACGUUUAGGGUCGGUUCAGCUCCGAAAAUAUUCUCCAAAUAGCAGAUGUCGCCCUUCGAGUUGUCUUCUUGCUGUUCUUGCCAUGUUUUUAGUUAUUUUUUUUACCUAGUUCUUACUCUUGAAACGAGUGGCGUGUCCGCCAUUUUUCAAGUUCACAACCAAAACAACUCAACCUUGUCCUCAACCUUGUCUUUUCGGUUAACGGUGCAUUAACCUGCAAGAACGCUGCAUUUUUGACGUCAUUUCCUCGCUAAACACAAAAUUCUUCCACAUUUGGUCAUCAGUAACUGGUUAUGGUCAAUUAAAUGUGUGCUUUUAGGCAAUCAGAAUCGGGGAAAUAUUUUGAAUGAAUAAUAAUCGAUAAAGAGCGAUUGAUUAAAUUGAAAAUCGAUAAAAAUUAAUAGGGGAAAAAGUUGUUGCUAAUCGAUAAUUAUCGACUUUACUCGAUUUUUAUCGAAGUUCUCGAUUUUAAUCGGCCGCUUACUUAAUUAGGUUAACAUUGGCAAAGAACGUUGUUUCCGAACAUAAGUACAUCAUUUAUGUGGCUUUAGACAGUUAAAUUUGUAGCAAAAUUUAUUUCACAAAUUACACUCAAUAUUCUUACGAAACAUUUUCGGCCAAUCGACAGGAUAAAAAAGAGUUAUAAGGGACGGACCAUUAGAAAAGUGAUGGGGGAAAGUGGGGAAUUUUUAGCUUGCACGAAUUUUUUUUUUUCGCUCACUGCUUGUGCAGGAAUUUUUUUUUUCAGGUGAACCCCUCUGCACGAAUUUUUUUUUUCAGACAAAUAUUGCUUUUUUUUUGAACAGUGAAAUCUUGAUUCAUUAUCUAUGUUUUUGUGCUUUAUAAAUUAUUCUACACUCACAACAUAUAAGGAUACAGGCCACUUUAAUGCAAAAUCUUUUCGAAAAUGUACAGACAGUGAGAGAGGAGGAAGCCACUUGGAGUGGACGGCUUCCCUGAGCAUUUUUAGUGUAAAAAAGGGGGUCGGUAGGCAACACACGACUUUUAGCCAGGGCCUGCGGAGCGGAUUUUCAAGUGGGGGGACUAAUGCGAACGCGUUAGCGUGAGCCAACUAGUCCGGGGGCAUGCUCCCCCAGGAAAAUUUGAAAUUGAAGUCUUCUGAAAUGGCUAGAAAUGGAUCUAAAACUGCCAAAAGUGAAGGUAAUUUUUAAUUCUUAUAAAACAACGAGUAACAAACUGGCCUUCACGUUGACUAAAUUUAAAUGAAUAGACUAACUUCUAAGCUAAACCCAACAGACGCAACGGAUGAGUGUCACCCGGACAUUUUUAAGUCGGAUUCUUUGACGGUACCAAAGUUGCUUUUUCGAUUUUCAUUGAGAGCUGCAAACUCAUUGGCAACAUCUAUAAGUGUUUCAAACAGACAAGAGACGAACACCCAUAAUUCAUAACAGUCUAACGAUUUAGAACAAACACAGUAGCACGAGCGUAGCCACGUUUUCAGUCUCCAAGCAGAAGAAAAGGAUCUCUCGCCUGCUGCACUGGUUGCUGGACUUACAAGAAGAAGUUUACAUAGGGUUAUGAUUUCAGUUAUAAUACACUUUUAGGCUUCAGAAAGCUGCUUGAUCUUGGCUAAAAUGUCAUCAAAACAGGUAAAUUCUCCGUCCUUCAUCAACACCUUAAAUAUUUCCAGUUGAACAUUCAAUGUUCUACCAUCAACAGCCAAAAAAGUGGGGGGGCUAAAGCCCCCCAGCCCCACCCCCUGCGCCGUCCCUAUUAAUACCUCAUGCCAAAAUGCUGCUUGUUCCAAUACUGUUUUCUUUUUCUCUGACGGGUAGAUUAUGCUGUGGAGGAAAAUGUUUUGACUGAUCAAAUGUGAUUUUCUCCGCUUAUUUCACACUGAGAGGUCGUGACACGCAUAUUGAUUUUCUGCGGUCAUUGUGCCUGGUAAUAUUGUUGAUUUCUGAAACUCAGACUUUCUGAAAAAAAUUCAGACUUUCUGAAAAAGUCACAAUUGGACCUUCCUUCUGCAUGAAUUUUUUUUCUUUACCUUCUUCUUUGCAUGAAUUUUUUUUCUUGGCAUUUUCCCUUGCAUGAAUUUUUUUUUUGGCUUUUUCACCACCCCCCACAUCACUUUUCUAAUGGUCCGUCCCUAAACAACUGAUUCAGCUAGCUUGCACUGAAAACUGUUCAAGUUGAACCCAACAAUGUAUAUAGUUCAAGUGGUGAGGAUAAUGUUCAGUGUACAGUUUUUCAGCAAGACCCUUAAAUUGCUUCCUCAAAAAGGAUAUUGGAAAGGAUCAUUUAAAUCGCUCUGUAAAUAUGCAAAACAAAGUGGAUAAUGAACUCCGCAACUAAAUGUAAAGAGAAGUAGCAUGCCCAUAAAACAUGAUAAAAAUGUGAGAGAAAAUCAUCAUUUAAAGCAGAAAACAUCUGCGUAUUGCUAAAAUAAUUUUCUUUAAAGUAAUGCAUUAUUAGGUUUUGAACCUGAGAGGGAAUCGAUGAUAUCGUUAAAAUAGUUAAAAACGAUAGCGUUGACAAUUGAUUUUCUGAUAUCGGCUUUUAUCGAUUGCGCUAGUCAGGUGUAAUAUGCAAAAGUUGUCUCUUUAUUUAAUGACCUGGGAACCGAGAAGCGCCUCUUUAUGAAAGAAUUAGUUACCUAUAAAGACGUUUAGAAAAAUCGGAGAGAGGUUUGGGGAUCAAGGAGGCUUAUCACACGACUAAAUUUGGUAUUGAAUAUUUUACUGAUCAGGCCUACUAAAGAUCCAGCUGAUCCUCUCUGGUUUGUCGUUGUGGUUCUGCCUUCAAAAGUGUUUCUUAUACCACAAAACGUGAUAGAGAUAAAAGUUGUUGCUAAUCGAUAAUUAUCGACUUUAAUCGAUUUUUAUGGAAGUUGCCGAUUUAAUUGGCGCUUACUUAAUUAGGUUAACUGCGUGACGCGGCUUUUACAUGGUAGCCUGCGCGCAAGCUCUCCGGGGCGCUCUGGCGGCGGGGCGGGAAAAGGAAGGAGAGCUUGCAACUAAGUCUCUGGAAUUUGAAUUCUACCUCCAAUUCGCAUGUGGCUCCCCGUCGACUGAGCUGUCAGAUUUCCGCCAAUCAGCGCGAAGCGGAAACGAUUGUAAACAAACAUUGAAAAGCACGUGCCAAGGGUAAUGGAGUCAUUACUAAUGUUAUCUCCACCAAUCAGCAUUUCGCAUCGCCUUAUUCUUUUUCCAGAGACGUAGCUACAAACUCUCCUUCCUUUUGCCGUCCAGCCGCCAGAGCACCCCGGAGAGCUUGCUCGCAGGCUAUUUAUAUGGCGGACGAGAGAGCUGCCAUGAAGGCUGAAAAAGUGACUCUGUUGGGGGGGAUUUUGCUAUCUGAAUGGUCAUUGUAUUAAUGUCAAUGUUAAUGAUUUCCUCAAGAGAUGAAUUCACCCUUAAGUAGCACAAUUCCGUGACACAUGUUUCUGUUGAUUUCCGGCUGCCGUGUUAGUGACUAUCCGGAUGGGCACCAACAUUACGUUUCCAUAUAAAGCUCUAUAAAUGUAGGAAAAAAAAUUCGCCGAAUUUCUCGCGCAUGAAAAAUUGACCUGAAUCUUGGCGAGGGCCUUUGUAUAUUUACCUUCUUUCAUUUCCCAGAUUCUAGACUUUACCUAUUAAACGGUUUUGAUUUUUAUUUUUAAUAGCAUGACAGUGAAAACCUGCAAUAGCGUUACAUUUUUUCUACAUGUAAAUGUCAUCGCCAUUUUCUUUAAUCAUUUAGCAAAGUUUGGCUCAUGAGUAUGAAGUUAAGGAGGAUCAACAUUCUAUGCACCAAGACCAAGAAGACAUUGCAGUGUCUCCGCAACAAAGCAAGAAAGAUACCGUUCUUGAAGUGAUUUCAUUGACUUCCACCGAAGUAGAUGUAAGACGAAAACAAAAACACCAUAAUAAUUACUUAUUCACUAAUAAAGAAGAAUUUGCCUUUGGGGCACCUUAUUUUGUUUACGUUUCACAUUAGAAGGACACAACGUGAUCUUGGUUCUCCUGUGCCACUAAUGUGUUUCGUCGAUGGUGUACCUUUUCUGCGCUGUCUUGGAUUUACGUUUCAGCGUCUUGUUUUCCUUCUCUUGAGCUAUUUUCAGUUGCGGGCUUGUGACUUCCAGAACUAUGGCUGAUAUAAGGAAUCGUCUAGUAAAAUGGUGUAUUUGUUGUUUUUAGUCAGUAGGACGUGUAUCAGCAGGUGACAGAGGCUUUCUGGGUAAACAUCAAACUGUGGGCAUGGAUUUUCAUCCUAGACUUGAAAACAGUACCUUGGACCCAAAGUGAAUUUUAUCUAGCUCUAAACUGGUCACUUUGAAGUUACUUUUAAUAGAUAAUACUUAUAUAUUCUGAGGCUCUUAUCUGGAAAGUAAUUACUUGAAAGCUGUGCUCUUUCAAGCUAAACCAAAAAUUUGAUAGUUUUUCUUCAAUUUAAUUAGGAUGAGGAAUUCAAAGUGACUGACAAAGAACUUCUAACCAGGCCAACGACAUCACUAGGAAAAAGUCAAGCUUCUGCAAUGCCACUUCCAAUUGAAAACCUAGUGGAGUCAGACGAGGAUCCUUGUGACGUAGAGGAGAACUUUUCCCAACAACUGUUUUCAUUUGCCUGGCAAAUGGCUAAAGGAAUGGUAAUUAUCUUUGCUUACUGGAUAAUGUUGCUGGGAUUCUGAUUCUGAGUAUAGCUUGGAAAGAAGAAUUCAAAGUCAAUAUUUUAUAAACAUGAAAUAGAUGGGAUAAAUAUAUUGUCUAUUUUUCUAGAUAUGAGUACAUUAAAAUGGCUUAUAUGGAAAAAAAAGUUCUUUUCGGUAGACCCAGUUUUGGUUAAAUUCGUUUCGUUAUGCAUCUAAACGAAAAUAUCUGGAUCUGAUUAGUGCAGAUAUUUGCUUUUCAUUUGUAUUUUUUCAUCUAUACUUAAACUACUUAGUGUUCAGCAGGUGGCCAAGGCUUUCUGGCUAAACAUCAAACUGUGGGCAUAGAUAUUCCUCCUAGACUUGAAAACGGUACUCUGGACUCAAAGUAAAUUUUAUCUAGCUCUAGACUGGUCACUUUGAAGUUGGCUCUUGUCUGGCUCAAGCAAAUUAUGUUAUUUUUAUCUUUUUAUCCGCUAGCUGCUUAUUUACUAACAAGGAAAGUAAUUACUUGAAAGCUGUGCUGUUUCAAGCUAAACCAAAAAUUUGAUAGUUUUUCAUCGAUUUAAUUAGGAUGAGGAAUUCAAAGUGACUGACAAAGAACUUCUAACCAGACCAACGACAUCACUAGGAAAAAGUCAAGCUUCUGCAAUGCCACUUUCAACUGAAAACCUAGAGGAGUCACACGAGGAUCCUUGUGACGUAGAGGAGAACUUUUCUACCAAACAACUGUUUUCAUUUGCCUGGCAAAUAGCUAAAGGAAUGGUAAUUAUCUUUGUUUUCUGGAUUAUAUUGCUGGGAUUCUGAUUCUGAGUAUAACUUGGAAAGAAGAAGUCAAAAGUCAAUAUUUUAUAAACACGAAAUAGAUGGGAUAAAUAUAUUGGCUGUUUUUCUAGAUAUGAGUACAUUAAAAUGGCUUAUAUGGAAAAAAAAUUCUUUUCGGUCCACCCAGUUUUGGCUAAAUUCGUUUCUUUAUGAAUCAGAUCGUAAAUAUUUUGGAUUAGAUCAGUGCCGAUAUUUACUUUCCAUUUGUAUUUUUCAUCUAUGCCUAACUACUUAAUGUUCGCCUUACCCCCGUUAUUAUAUUUUGAGAUCAUUUUAAUCGUUUUUUCGUUGCUUAUUUGUUAUUAGAAUCAUCUCGCCGAAAACAAUCUUGUUCACAGAGACCUUGCUGCCCGUAAUGUUCUUGUUGGUCAUGACAACCAGAUCAAAGUGUCAGACUUUGGGUUGAUGAGACAAAUCUAUGAAGACGUGAGCAGCUCAGCGAAGUCCAGAAAACUUCCUGUAAAGUGGAUGGCCCCUGAAUCACUUUAUCAAGGGGUUUACACGACCAAAAGUGAUGUGUGAGUGAUGAGUUUUCCCGCUCCCUUGACAAGGGAACUAUUGAAACUUUUCUACUGAAUAACUUCUCAAAAUUGUAUUUGCCGUCAAAAUUACAGAAGCAUACAACUCUGAAGCGCCUAAAUCUCCUUAUAUUUUUUUUAUAACCAUCCUACGGUUUUUAGCUGUCCAAUUAGAAGCACGGAAAAUUGUUUGCCCAAAUAUGGAAUCAUAGUAUAGAAGGCAUCUCUGUCGAAAUAUAUAGCUGCUAAAAACGGAUUCUUCCAGUCCUUAACAGUUUUCCAAUUACACCCAAAACUCAAGAGUACACACAUUUUUGGGCUGCUCCGUGGGCAGCAAACAAACUAUAAAUGCCGUGAAACUGUACAUAUUUAUAACCUCUCUGGUUUUUCUCAUAGUUGGUCUUUUGGUGUUGUUCUUUGGGAAAUGGCUACCUUGGGUGAGUGGACAGUAAUUUUGUAGUUUAUAGUUGUCAUGUUAAAUUUGAGGUGACUGACAAAUCAAAAAAGCAUUUUUCAUUAUCUAUGACUCUUAUCGACCGUAGAAAUGAUGUCAAAAUGUUGAAAACUCAUGUACCACCCGCAGGAUAAUGGUUUUACACUGCAAAGUUUUGAGCUCUCCAAGGGAAUUAAGGGCACCGUGCCUUAACCCACCUUCCCCGCUUUGCCAUGGUGGGAUGUGGCUUAACUGUUACGAUUGUUAUCAAGGUUACUGCCUCCAGGAAGGGCGAAAACAAUGUUUUAUAAUGUUUCAUUUGCGGCAAGUUUGAAUUUUCUUGUUUGAUCUGGGCUCUGUUUUAAGUGCAUUUGAGACAAGUACAUCUCCUAGAUGAUAACCGUACGUGACAAUACAUAUUUUGAUAUGUCAAAUUUAAAAAUUUGCGAACAUUUGAUGACUGGAAACGAGAAGCCUUAUUGUUAAUCACCCUGGAGUGCCUUCUUUCAUUACACAUUUAACUGCAUUGGCUCUAUACCAGACCUCCAUUCAAUCAACCAUUUUUGCAAAAUGGCCUUGUUGAGUUUAUAUGAGGAGGAGUGACAAUCGACUAAGGCAUUUUUAAUAGAAAUCUAUCUAAUGGAAAAUUGCAUGUAUUCAGUUGCUGAUAUGUAAUCAUUUGUUUUUUUUCUCGCAAUUGUCAGGAGGCGUACCAUACCCCACGCUGACCAACUCAGAGUUGUAUCGACUGCUCGGUACUGGUUAUCGCAUGGAAAGGCCUGACAUGUGCUCCGAUGACGUGUACGUUUCUUGAUUAGAUUGGUCUUAGAUUUAACAAACAGAUUCGAUUUUUCUGUGCGUCUGCCCAGUUACAUUUCACACCGAACGGUGCAGCAUACGAAUUCGUCAAAUAUUUUAACGCUUUCUUUGAUCAUAUUAAAUACUGACCAGACGGACGGCAGGGGAAAACUUUUGAUCCAUUGGCUUUAUGGUCAAUAAAGGCAUCAUUAGUAGUGAUUAGGUUAAUCUCUUUCCUGGGUUCGUGGAGAGUACUCCAUGUACUAGGGAGGCACCCCCCAAAAGGGGUACCUCUGUCAGUCUUCUGGUAUAGGAAUUUUGAUAGUCGAAGUAUAUGAAAGGGUAGGGAAAUCUAUCAUUUCGGUCUGUAAAAUGACUUAAGAGGACCAGAUAAGAUUUUCUGUCUGUGAAAAAGUCGAGAAAAUUUUCUAGUCUGUUAUUUAUUCGUAUUCAAAAGGAAUACAUUUUUCAGCAAUUAAAAGGGAUAAAGUUAAAGUUCUUUUCUUUUACAUAAUAAUGGCUGGAUGAAGGAAUAGAGAAUCGCGUGAUAAAAAAAACGUUCCAAGAGCCCAUUUUAAUGCGCUUUACGUGGAAGCUUCACCCAAAAGGAGUACCUUUUUAGGCCACAUGUAUAUGGAAAGGUAGGAAUUUCACGAGCUAAAAUGUUUGAAAUGAUAGGAAAUUUUGUAACUUCGGUAAUUUAAACUAAAAGAUAUUUUAAACAGAGGUGCCUUUAUUGUAUGCUUAAUGUUAAGGGCUUAAUGGCUUAAAAAGUGAAGUAGUCGUACCAUUUUUUCAGGGUAGGCAGGAAAGGAAUGUAUACGAAAGGGGUACCUUUUCUGUCAUGAAAAAUGCUGCAUAAAAGGAAUUGGACCUCAGGGUGGAGCCUCCCUGUAAACUCAUGAAGCUAAGAAGCCUAUACAUUCUACUAAAAAAAUUUCUUUAAUUCCAAUAGACCUUUUUCGCUUGCAUGUUUUGUUUUGCCAAUACAGUUCAUGUCUAGCGGUAAAAUUCCCCUGGGACCUCUUUUGGGAAAUCAAAACAUACAAGCUAUAAAGAGGUCUAUUGACACUGUCUAUUAAUUGACUGGAGCUCUACUAAGCAUUGAAUGGUUCUUUUUUUUUUCUCCAUUCAUAACAGAUAUGAGCUGAUUACUGAAUGUUGGAACGAAGACCCUUACAUUCGUCCCAGUUUCUACCGUUUGAUUGAAAAAAUGGAGGCGAUAAUGGAAAGGGAUGCACCAUAUUUGAAUGUAAACAAACACAAUGAAUAUCAUCCGUAUUACAACGUGCCUCCUGAAGCUAGUGCUGAUUGA
Messenger RNA from Porites evermanni, 12014 nucleotides. Lineage: Eukaryota; Metazoa; Cnidaria; Anthozoa; Scleractinia; Poritidae. The record is from the annotation of a GenBank genome assembly.